AUGGACUUGAAUGUCUUUGCUCCAACCACCUUGUUACUUGUAGCCGUCACUGUUGAACCUCCCAAGCGUGCUGAACCCAAAGCUGUUGCUGAAUCUCUCAUCAACGCCUUUCCUGGAGAAUCUCUUGUUGCCAAGUCUAGCUCUGUUCUGGUUGCUGCCUCAAUCGCUGCCUUUUUGAUCUCCAAAGAGAUCUACAUUGUUGAUGCCGAAACCAUUGAAAUGUUCUGUCUUUUUGGUGCAUACUAUGUGUGGUACAGCAACGGUAAAGACAGCGCCUUGGCUUACUUUCAGGGCAGAAAGGAUUCCAUAAGAAAUGUUUUGACUCAGGCUCGUCUUGACCACAAGGCUGUUGUUCAGGAGCGUAUUUCCCAUAUUGGAAAGCUGUCUGAUGCUGUUGAAGUCACCAAGGGUCUUUUUGAUAUCUCCAAGGACAUUGCCAAACUCGAGGCUGAAGCGUAUGAACUUAAGCAAAAGGUUGCUUUCAACACUGAAGUCAAAGGUGUUCUUGACUCGUGGGUGCGUCAUGAAGCCAAUGUUCGUGAGGAAGAGCAAAAGAGACUUGCUGCUCACGUCAUUGGAAAGAUCAAGCAGGAUCUUACUGACCCUAGACUGCAACAAACCAUUUUGCAGCAGAGCAUUGCUGAUAUCGAAAGUAUGUUUAAUUGA
Messenger RNA from Batrachochytrium dendrobatidis JAM81, 666 nucleotides. RefSeq lists its product as uncharacterized. The transcript is spliced from 3 exons. Gene Ontology annotation, biological process: proton motive force-driven ATP synthesis. The record is from RefSeq and is a predicted model, not a curated record. Bases 1 to 666 code for a protein of 221 amino acids. Gene Ontology annotation, molecular function: proton-transporting ATP synthase activity, rotational mechanism. Lineage: Eukaryota; Fungi; Chytridiomycota; Chytridiomycetes; Rhizophydiales.